CAGCAGUUCCUCUUCCUGAGUUGGACAAUUCGUCAUCAUUUACCCGCGUUUGUUGAACAGUCUACUUUGUUUGGCGGGAUCUCCAUCGACUCAGCGGCACCAUGCAGUUUGUCAGCAGACAAAAGAAGCUUCUCCCUAACUCUCAGACAGAGCUCUAUGGCCAGUGUCUGCAGUUCUAUGGGCAGCCGCCUCUUGAAAACAUCGCUCUCUCUGAAUUUGAGACAUUUGCUGUGGAAAGACUCAAAUUGUUGAAGACCGUUGAGAAUUUGGGAGUGAGCUAUGUGAAACUGUCAGAGCAGUACAAAAAGAAACUGGACCAAGAGUUUAAAAACCUGAACUUUCCUUACAGAGCAGAUGCUGACGACAGAAAAUCUCAGAGUGGACCAAGUGAAAUUGAGAAGCGAAGAAAGGACCACAUCUCCCACUUCAUUCUCAGACUCGCCUACUGUCAAACGGAAGAUCUGAGGCGCUGGUUUAUUCAACAGGAAGUUGAUCUUUUCCGUUACCGCUUCAGUUCCCUGUCUUCGAAACAGAAGCUUGAAUUUCUUCACAAGAAUAAUCUGCAAUAUGACGCAAUUAGCGUCGAGGAGAAGAAGGCUCUGCAGGAUAAACUUGUCAACUCCAGUUACGCCGUCAGUGGAAUCACUGUGGAGGAUCAGGACUUCUACAAAGUUCCGUUUCAAGAUGCCUUGGAUCUAGUGAGGACAAGGAAAGUGUACCUCAAAGCAGGCUACGUGUACAUCCCUCACCAGGACAUUGUCACCAUUGUUCUCAAUGAUUUCCGCACCAGGCUAUCUAAAGCUCUUGCACUGACAGCCCGCUCGCUACCAGCAGUGCAUUCUGAUGAACGGCUCCAACCGCUACUUAACCACCUCAGCCAUGCGUAUGUGGGACAGGAUUACAGCAUCCAGAAGAAUGUUGGAAAAAUCUCCUUGGAGCAAAUUGACUCACUUUCAGGGAAGUCAUUCCCACUGUGUAUGAGACAGCUCCACCAGGCCCUCAGAGAGAACCACCAUCUCCGCCAUGGUGGUCGGAUGCAGUACGGCCUCUUCCUCAAAGGGAUCGGCCUUUCUUUGGAGCAGGCUCUGCAGUUCUGGAGGUCUGAGUUCAUAAGAGGCAAAGUGGAUGCUGAUAAGUUUGACAAAGCAUAUGCCUACAGCAUCCGCCACAUGUUUGGCAAAGAAGGCAAGCGAACAGACUACACCCCCUACAGUUGCAUGAAGGUGAUUUUAUCAAAUCCACCCAGCCAAGGCGACCAUCAUGGAUGCCCAUUCCGUCACAGUGAUCCAGAGCUGCUAAAGCAGAAGCUGCAGUUCUACAAGGUGUCUCCCAGUGGAAUCAGUCAGAUCCUGGAGCUGGUUAAAGGAAUGCACUACCAGCUGGCGUGCCAGAAAUACUUUGAGCUGACACACAAUAUUGAGGACAUCACUUUCUCGCUCAAUCACCCCAACCAGUACUUUGUAGAGAGCCAGAAAGUUUUGGGCGGGGGCAAGGACAUAAAGAGAGAGAUGGACACUACACAGAGGUUGCAAGAAAAGUCGGGCAGAGGAUCAACUGCAGCUCGAGAGGCGGCAGCAGCAGCAAACGUCUCCCAGCAUCUGGCUGAGAUGACAGAAGAACUGGACUCUUUCUUUCAAGAUGCAUGAUUUGCAUUCUUUUCAAAGUACAUGUAGAAAUAAAUAUUUGUAUGAUGGCUUCAAUCCUCUGAAGUCGCUGUAUCUGUAUUAGUUGCGUAUCAAAAAUCUUUCACUGAUUUACAUCCAACAGCUUUGAGUUAACCUUUUCAAAGCUCAACAUGAAAGUUGAGUUUUCUACUUUGUAACUUCUCCUGCAUUUUCUACCGAUUAACCGUUGCGUUGAAAGUAGUCACUUGGUUUGCUGUCUUUGUUUUCACUCUGGUCUGAACUCGGAUGGCUUAUACCCAGUCACAGAGCACAGUGUUUUGGCAGAGACAUGGUUUUCUGGGGUGAUGACUAGAACAUUUCCCAGCUGUCUCAGAAACAAUGUCAUUGUAUUUGCUGGCAGCAUUAUGGAUGAAUGGUGGCAGAAGGAUGGAUGGAAAUAAACAAUUUUCACAGUUGUA
Molecule: messenger RNA, 2083 nt
Organism: Acanthochromis polyacanthus (spiny chromis)
Lineage: Eukaryota; Metazoa; Chordata; Actinopteri; Pomacentridae
Gene: prim2
Product: DNA primase subunit 2
Exons: 14
Coding region: 102-1646 (514 amino acids)
Biological process (GO): DNA replication, synthesis of primer
Cellular component (GO): alpha DNA polymerase:primase complex
Source: RefSeq, a predicted model, not a curated record